AUGGGUACCAGCAGAAGCAAGAGGAGGAAGAAGCAGCAGCAGCAGCGCCAACAGCAACAGCUGCAGCAACAGCAACAGCAACAGACACCACCACAGGAUGUGGCAACACCGUUGGCAACAAAUACACCACCGGUGCCACCACCACCACCACCGGCAACACCACCAGGUAGCACUGAACCACCACCAUCCACUCCUGUCAAGUCACCAGUGGAUCCACCCUCAGUCCACCGGCUACCUGUGGUUCCCCCACCAUCUUACCAACCCAGUGGAUCAUCUGUUGCAUCCUCCAACCUUGCCAAGCAUGAUACCACCAUGAUUAGCCAACAGCUAGCACAACUGGUGGAGGCAUUGCACCAACAAAAGGAGGAGACCAUGGAGCGCCAGGCUGCUUUUGAGGCCAGGCUAUCCCAACAACAACAGGACAUCAACCAGUCUAGUGUCUCCAUCCAUGGGUUGGUCCACACCUUGAUGGACCAAACCAACAAGCAACUUGGCCUCAUGGGUAUUGGAGGGAUCAGCCCUAUUCCUUCCAAUGCAUCCUCUUCAUUGGAUCACCAUCCUAAUGGUUUACUGCCCAUGCGACAAGGUGUGGAAGGAACCACUGGUUCUAUAGCACAGUCUCAAGGCAGUUCAGAACCAAUUGGUUUGGGUUCAGGAUUGAGUGAUGUUGGGGGCCAUCCUGGUCCAUCCCCUCAGCCCCAAGUGGAUAUAGAUGUUGCCAUCCCACCUUGUGGAGAUGAAGUCAUUGACCAUUUGAGGGCCCUCAAGGAGGAGGAUAAGACUACAAAGACUACUUCAACCCAACCAACACCAACACAUGGCAGCAGUAUACCUUCAACAUUCUCCCUGCCUUACACCCCUGUACCACCGGUGUCAUCCAACCACGCCCCAACUCAACCUGUUCAACCUGUUAGCAGUACAGCCAUCUUCCAAUACCCCAAACGGUACCACAGAUCUGGAGACGACAACCGUUCUACAGACAGCCAGAAUCUCAUCUUUCCAGAGGCAUUGCCCACAGACAGGAAACACACUACUCAGGAAGGUGGAUCAUAA
Seminavis robusta is the source of this 1053-nucleotide messenger RNA. The record is from the annotation of a GenBank genome assembly. NCBI's taxonomy places the organism in Eukaryota, Bacillariophyta, Bacillariophyceae, Naviculales, Naviculaceae.